Pocillopora verrucosa is the source of this 522-nucleotide messenger RNA. RefSeq names its product protein boule-like. Gene Ontology annotation, molecular function: mRNA 3'-UTR binding; translation activator activity. Gene Ontology annotation, cellular component: cytoplasm. Lineage: Eukaryota; Metazoa; Cnidaria; Anthozoa; Scleractinia; Pocilloporidae. The record is from RefSeq and is a predicted model, not a curated record. Gene Ontology annotation, biological process: positive regulation of translational initiation; 3'-UTR-mediated mRNA stabilization.
AUGAAUCAGUUGCGAGCAGUCGAUGACGGGGCAAUAAAAAUCCCUUAUCGCAUCUUUGUUGGCGGUAUAGCUUUCAAUACCACUAAAGAAGAACUGAAAGACUUUUUCAGUAAUUAUGGAGCAGUGAGGGACACGAAAAUCAUAAAAGACAGCGAGGGAUUGAGUAAAGGGUACGGUUUUGUUACUUUUUAUCGAGAAGAAGAUGCCCAGAAAGUCAUGAACAUGGGAACAAUCUUCUUCAAAGAGAAACGACUCAAUAUCUCUGAGGCAUUUAGGAAACCGCAGCUCGUCAAUCAACAAGCAGCGAUGGAUUUGGUAACUGUGCCUGUGGCUGCCCCUACCACUUGGACCUCUCCCUCAUCAACUGCACCUGUGUAUUACACAGCCAUGAACCAGCAGGCACCUCAGUUGCCACAACUACAGCUUUCAUCUUCAAGGACUUGGCCUGUGGUACAGGGAAUCCCCAUGCCUCAACAACCGGCCGCUGAAAUAGUUUGGGUACCACAAUAUUACUAUUAUUAG